This is a messenger RNA of Epinephelus moara (kelp grouper), 3977 nucleotides long. RefSeq lists its product as uncharacterized. Bases 213 to 617 code for a protein of 134 amino acids. The transcript is spliced from 3 exons. Gene Ontology annotation, molecular function: nitrite reductase [NAD(P)H] activity; 2 iron, 2 sulfur cluster binding. The record is from RefSeq and is a predicted model, not a curated record. Lineage: Eukaryota; Metazoa; Chordata; Actinopteri; Perciformes; Serranidae.
CGUGCCUCGGUGUGACGGUGUCACGGCUCGUUGGCAGUCUGCAGCCCGGAUGGAGGCAGCUCGGUCCGCACGGCUGACCGUCGUACCUCUCGGCCCCGGUGGUUAAUAUGGAAUAUUUUCACCGAGCGAGCUGCCAGAUGCAUUUGCACCGGCGGAAAAAAGCAGCCCUGUAGUAGCGCAAAUUAGAAAAGCAGCUCACUCCGCCGUCCUUUAUGGCUUCUGGCUCCGGAGACGAGGAGGGAAACACGGAAGGCGCUUCAUGGAGGCUCAUAGGCCCAGCAGCGGGGCUCUCCAAGAAGCGCUGCCGUCUCAUGUACUCCUCCCUCGGCUACGACUCUGAUGUCUGCCUCUUCUACGUGAAGGGGGAGUUUUUUGCCAUGGAUGCUCGCUGUGCGCACUCCGGCGGUCCUCUGUGUGAGGGGGACAUCGAGGAGGCCGAUGGAGUCCUGCAGGUCUUCUGUCCCUGGCACGACUACAACUUUGACCUCAGGACUGGGAAGUCAGGGACCUCCUUACAGCAACAAGUGUAUGAAGUCAAGCUGGAGGAUGGCAACGUAUACGUGAAACACGCCAGUCGUCUCUCCUUGGAGCCUUUUCCUGCGGAUCAGAAGAGUUGAGCAACCUUAGCACGACCACCUCGUCCUCCAGCCCUUCGUGAAGCUGUUGUUGAGGUCUAUUUUUAAGACUUGUUCCACAAACCCAAGCCAUCUGAAACAUUCCUAAGCCUUAUCUGUCAUUUUCACAGACCGUUUCUACUUUGAUUGCCGUGAACUCAGGACGAUAUCGAGAGGAUUGUCUGAAGAGGACAUGACAUCAUGAGAUUGUUUCAGAGUUUUUCUUGUUGGCAUUCCAGGUAGAGAUAACACACCAGACAGUAGCAAACACAUGGAAACACAAAAUUUAAAUUUUCACAGCAGAUAGUAGAACAAACCAGCAUAUUUAAUCAAUGGCAGAACAGAAGUGAUUUUCCUAUACUGAUAAUUUUCUAGAUUUAUAAGGAUUCUUGAGGAAGGUAAUUAUUUCUGAUGAACAUGCCAUAGAUUGAAAUAUAUUCUGACAGUUUUGUCUUCCCACUUGAGCAGUCAAACUUGCACUAGCCAUUACAUCUUAUGUUGAAACCUGCAAACUGCCAAAGUGGAUCUGAUAGGGUUCUCACAGUCAUGAAAUUCCUGGAAAAGUAUUGAAAUGAGAAAAACUGUCAUCCAGGCCUGGAAGUGGUUUGGAAUUAACAAAAUGUUUUGGGGGAGUUUUGAAUAUAUAUUGUGUUGGCUAUUGUUUAAAACAUGUUCAUAAAUAUCCGAAAACAUGUCUAAUGUUAUGUGAAAAAAGUUCCUGGUACGUCACUGGUAUCAUGUGGUACACAUAGACCACACCGGCAUUGUGCAAUCGCCAAGAUUACGCCCCUGUUUUGGGAGAAAAAACGCGUCGUCACAUAAGAAGAGAAACAAGAAAAUUAUGAAAAGCUGUUGUGUAGUGGGUUAACCGAGACUCUCACAAUAAAAUAUGAGGUGUGUUAGAUUUGUGAGUAUUCACUGAUGCUGGUGACAGUUACUACUGAUGGAUAGCUAACAUUAGCUUGAGGCUGCUGCAGUACAGUCAUGCAGCACAGCAGCAUCAGACUUCAGCUAAAUCUCAUCCCAUAGAUCAAACUGUUGGCUACUAACUGGUUGCUUAUUUACAGACGACACUUAGCCUAACGAUACCUGGUGAUUCAGUCUGAUUGAAUCACCAGCUAUCGUGAUCUGGACAUCAGUACGUGAAUAGAUGUCUGAAAAAUCAAUAUCCGGCCAAAGGGACAUGAUUGCAAUCAACCAUAAUUUAAUAAGGUAUCACAGAUGCUCAGGUUCUGCAAAGUCACAAAACAAUUAUUAGGCAUAUCCAUCAAGUAAAUGUUUGUUUAACAAGAAAUAAAUGCAUACAAACAUGUCAAAAUUAUAAUCCAUCACGCCAAAUUGCACUGACAUCUGUCUGAUCUUUGGCUUUCUAUCCCCCAAAAAGCAGCACGGCCUUGAUGCUUUGGAAAGUACUCAUAUGUGCCAGUGCUGUCUAUUGGCAGAUGCAGCUAGUUCCUGAUGGAAAUGUCUAACGAGAGUAAAGGUAGCGAAUGCUAGUCAUUUGCUUUUCCACAAAUGCCUGGGAAGUGUGUCCUAACAUAGGCCUGCCCAUUUUAAACUGCUUAAACAAAGUCAUGGAAAUUGAGUAAAAUAUUGUGGAAAAGUUAUUGAAAGUUAUUUGAAAUGAAUUGGUAAAAAUGUGUGGGAGCCUUGAUCUGAAAAUUCAUCUCAAUUCUCAAGCACGCUUCUUAUCCACCUAUUGCCAGUCUUGUCUCACUUGUCUGCACUAGCAAGCAGGUAAUUCUGUGUUGUCAUACAGAAAAUGUUCCCAACUGUGUCCUCAUUAAAAUACAAAAUGAUCAUUUGCAAAAAAUCAAGCCAUAAUUGCAAUCAGGGGAUGAAUUCACAUGCAGAAAUGACACCUUUAUUUUUUGUCAUGCAGGAGGUAAAAGGAGUCACUAUGAUGUAUGAAAAAUGCAGUGCUAAUGUAGUAAUUUGUAAAUGCAGCUCAUGUGGACAAUGUGCAGAAUGAAUAGUACAGAUGAGUGAAAAAUGAAGAUUUUCAUUCAAUAUUUUUGAAAAAAUAAGUAGAUUCUGAUUAUCAGUUGUGGUAUGUUUGUAAUUUUGAGUUCCCAACUGACGGCAGUGUAUUAGCAUACGUAAUACAGCUCACCUUUAUGAGUAUAAAGCUUCCAGUGAUUGUCAGUGGAAGAAUUUGUAGAAUCAUGUAAUAGUGGAUGUGCCAUGACAGUUUCUUUCAGCAGCUAAUAUUUAAGCAAACUUGACAGUUUCGUGGUCAUUACUACCAAUAAUUCUCUUCCUUGUCUUCAGUAAGUGUUACCUGAAGCCUCAAACUUUUAAACUCGCACACAAGCUGAGUUGCGGUCUCUGGAUAAAUUUAGACACUUAUUCCAGUGAUGUCACGCAACAGAAACUCCCUUUCAGAAUCUGUGUUUCUGGACAGUUUUUGUAACCCAAUUAGAGUUCCAACAAGCAGAACACACAUGAAGGGCACUGCAAUUACGAUUGGUGGCGGUCCCAGCGCUAAGUCGUCUCCAUCAGCAUUUCUCUCCGUUCCUGGCCCGUGCACACACAGGUUUGUCUGUUGCUGACGCAAUGGGUUUCAAAAGGAAUGGUUAGUAAGGCGCCGGUGGAAGGUUCACGACCUGAAAUGCACCACUGACUCAAGAAAAAUGUGUUUUUCUAGCUUUUACGUGUGGCUGUGUGUGCGCACUGAUGCGAGUGUGUUUUCUUUAUUCCUUAGUGGUGAGACCAGUCACUCACUAUAUUUUCUGUCAGCUCCGUUUUCUGGCAGAGGCGCAGAGACCAGUCACGGAGGUGUCGGUGACAGUGCGGCUCAACACUCUCAUUUUCCUCCCCGCUGUGCUCCCCGCUGUACAACUUUAUUACAAUAAUAAUUCCACUGGCUACAUGAGGUAUGUGUGGUGUGCACUAUAGAUUUUCUGUGUGCAUUAUAACUCAUCACCUGGAGGAUAACAGGCGCACAGUGUGGAGAAGAUAUAGCUAUUUUCUGUCAGUAGAAAAGUAAAAGUAAACAUUGUUUGAGAUUCUGCUCAGGUCAGGAGUGGUUUCUUGUAUUUUUAUAUCUUUUUAUUACAUCCCACGACUCUUAUCGAGAAAACCAGCAUCCAUGUCAGCCUGUUGCUAUAUGUUUCCUCAAAUUUAUUUCAUAUACUCGGAUAAUUUUAAUUCAUUUUAUGGCGUGUUUGUUUUGUGAAUUAUGUAUCUGAUCACAGAUGUCUGCAAACACUGUUACUUUAGUCAUACUUAUUUUAACUACCUAUCACUUGUACUGUAAGCUGCUGUUGUUUUGUUUAAAGUAAACUGUAUUUAUUGUUGUGUCUUAUGCAAAGCUGAACAUUUUAUCUGUAUUAUUUAAAUCACAAAUUAAAUUAUUGUAUG